UAGGGUUAAAAUAUAUGGUUGUCAGUAGCAACCGUUGCAUCCUUCCCUUAGCAGAGCAAAUGUCACUUGACAAUGAAUAGCAUAAGGGAGGCGCCCUACAGACCCAGUUUGGCAUUACAGAUAUUAAUGUUUUGCAAUGUAUACUUAUCGAUAUCAUGGAAUAUAGUUUAUGGCGUUUAUAUUCUAUACAAGCUCCCUGAUCUCUAUGAUAUACAUGGAAUAUGUGUGAUUAUUGCCUAUUUGAUUGGUUCGCUGGCUGAGUUAUAUCGUUUGCGUAUGGGCUAUAAAGGGAAUUUACAAUCCAGGCCCGGCGACUUGUGUACAUUUUUAAUACUCUCCCCCUUGGUGGAAUUGCCCAUAAUAAUUUUCCUCUUACUUUCGGCCAAAGAGUUUACCACUUUGCUUUUGGUAAUUGCUGUUGCCACAUUGAGUAUAAUGUCUUUGGAAUUUCUGAUUGGUGUUGUCCUCCUUUGGCCCAAAGCAGAAAAAACGGUUUUGGUAAAGAAAUAAAUGUUUGCAAAAGAUUUUCUAAAAA
Molecule: messenger RNA, 535 nt
Organism: Musca domestica (house fly)
Lineage: Eukaryota; Metazoa; Arthropoda; Insecta; Diptera; Muscidae
Product: transmembrane protein 17A-like
Exons: 4
Coding region: 73-510 (145 amino acids)
Biological process (GO): non-motile cilium assembly
Cellular component (GO): ciliary transition zone
Source: RefSeq, a predicted model, not a curated record